Molecule: messenger RNA, 1093 nt
Organism: Annulohypoxylon maeteangense
Lineage: Eukaryota; Fungi; Ascomycota; Sordariomycetes; Xylariales; Hypoxylaceae
Product: late endosomal/lysosomal adaptor and MAPK and MTOR activator-domain-containing protein
Exons: 3
Coding region: 201-683 (160 amino acids)
Biological process (GO): lysosome organization; endosomal transport; regulation of receptor recycling
Cellular component (GO): late endosome membrane; membrane raft; Ragulator complex
Source: RefSeq, a predicted model, not a curated record
GACGGCGACAUUUCCGAAAUUCCUCCAACGUCAACCUUUUUUUGCGACGAGCGCCUGAAAGUUUCUAACUCUCGCCCGGGGCACCAGGCAGAUUAUACAGUCUUUUAUGUUUUCAUUCUACUAGUCCUUCAAAAAGGGCAGAUGUCCCAUUCCGUUAUUUCUUCAAUUCCCCCUACCACAAUCCGUUUAUUACAAUCAAAAUGGGCAUUUGCGCCUCCUGCCUCGGCAGCCGACGCCGCGACUCGUACGAUGAAGACGAUGUAUCCCGACUUCUCUUUGACGAUCCGAACAAUCUCCAGUAUGGGAGUUUUAGCGAGCAUAACAUGAAUUCUCAAGCCGACCCGCUCGAAUCGCAACGAGAGGUCGAAGCCCUACAAAGAGUAGUAGCGCGAACUUCCAACAACCUUGUUGAUGUAUUCGAGAUCGCUCCACAAGAGUCUCAGAGGACUCAGCCAGCCUUAUUUUCAGGACAAGAUGCUCGUAUGGCCCGCUACCAGAAUAUUCUAGCCAAGCUCUCAACAGAAAGGGAAACAACUUCGGCAGAUGGUGGUCCCGGUACCGUGGAAUGGCUACUAAGCGAGGAUGACACCGUCGAAUUGCAAGGCCAUCUUCCCGGCAUCAAGGAUGAAGUAGGCGGUCCCCUUGUGGGAACAUUCGCAGACAUAACUGCAGCAAGGGCUUAGGAAGAAGCUACAUUAACGAAUAAAUAACGCUAGGUCGCCGAUUGGGGUUUAUUCACCUCCGCCAGCUGGCCUUUGAAUAUGACUAGCCAAGAGCUAGUGUCAACUUGGUGAUAAGUUUUCUAGGUCUUGUAGGUUUUCUAGACCUGGUAAGGGUUCACCGCGGGUCUUGCUCUAUUCCAAUCUUGGAGUACGCAAUGGAGACCGAGAUGCAUAUACUAAAUUAAGUUAAUAUAACCAUUGUCUAUCCGCUUCCCUGCGUUUUACCAGCAUCCUCUUAGCCAAUCAGGUGACGAUUUCUAGCGUUUUAAGAGGAGCAACCCCAUCGAGUAUCAGACACGUGCCUAGCUAUAAAGUGGGUGUUCUAUAGGAGUCCCGCCUGACCGGUACGCAUUUCUAUAAACAUCUAACCA